Stereum hirsutum FP-91666 SS1 is the source of this 1650-nucleotide messenger RNA. RefSeq names its product cytochrome P450. Lineage: Eukaryota; Fungi; Basidiomycota; Agaricomycetes; Russulales; Stereaceae. The coding region runs from base 40 to 1650 and encodes 536 amino acids. Gene Ontology annotation, molecular function: heme binding; monooxygenase activity; iron ion binding. The record is from RefSeq and is a predicted model, not a curated record. The transcript has 13 exons.
GUACCCACUCCUGAUUGAGGCCGUAUCCUACUACGCACCAUGCUCUCUGGCUUGCUCACCCCACUCGACUGUGCUGUUGUUCUAAUUUCUUUCUACUUUCUCAAAGCCUUUAUAUCCUCUCGGAAGAAAAAGCUGCCGUCUCCUCCUGGCCCUCAGGGAUGGCCCAUCUUGGGGAAUAUCCUCGACAUUCCAAGGUCCCUGGCUUGGGUGAAAUACAAAGCCUUGGGGGAUAAGUAUGGCGACAUAAUGUCUUUCAACGUUCCAGGGCAAACCGUCGUGGUGAUCAAUUCUAUUCGGAUUGCCAAAGAACUGCUCGAUAAACGUGGACAAACCUGGUCAAAUCGACCUACCAUCCCAUUAAUACACCUGAUGGAAGUCGAUAACUGGAACGUCGUCAUGAAGCCCAAUGAUGAAAUCCACCGCCUCGAACGUCGCAUUGCGGACCACGGUCUACGACCAAGUGCCCUGACAGCAUAUCAUUCUACACAGACAUAUAGAGUGCAUGAGAUGCUUAGGGCCUUCUUACACACUCCGGAUAAAUUUGUCCAUCAUAUUGACUUCAUGUUGACAGGAAUCAUCUUAUCCGUGGCCUAUGGGUACAAUAUCACGAGAAUGGACGAUCCGUAUCUGGCCAAGAGUCGAGCUUUGAACAGUGUCAUUAUUGCGUCUAUUGGGCCGAGCGCUAGUCUCGUGAACUUAUCCCCGUCUUUGAAGUUCCUCCCGACAUGGUUCCCGGGCAUGGGUAGAGCUCGGGACACUGCACGGUGCAGACAGCUUGGGCAAGAGAUCCGAAACGAACCCUUCGAUCUCGUCAAGGAGGAAAUAAGGAACGGAACCGCCAAGCCAUCACUUACUAGAGAUAACUUAUUGACGCAUGGCGACAUGGAUAUACUGUCAGAGGAUGAGCAGAUCAGCAUUAUGAAUGUUGCCGGAACGCUUUAUGAAGCUGCCGUUGAUACCGUCAGUACUUUCACGGGCUCAUGUUCGGCAUUAGGUAUGACCGGAACGCUUCUCGCCACCUUCAUCCUUGUCCAAACAAUAUAUCCUGAAAUUCAGCGUCGUGCACAAGCCCAACUUGAUUCUGUCGUCGGCCGCGAAAGGUUGCCAGGAUUCCAGGACCGAGAUUCUCUACCAUAUAUCGAGGCGCUUUGCAUGGAACUCAUACGAUGGAGACCAUCUUCCCCCCUCGGUAUACCGCAUGCAACGACCGUGGAUGACGUGUAUGAAGGCUACUUCAUUCCGAAAGGCUCCAUGAUUAUUGUGAAUGCCUGGGCAAUGCUGCAUGACCCCACGAAAUAUCCGGACCCAGAGUCCUUCAAUCCGGAACGAUUCCUUACGCCCUCUGGCCAGCUCAAAGAAGACCCCGACCUGACCGUUGCAUUUGGCUUUGGUAGAAGAAUUUGUCCCGGCCGCUUCCUAGCUUCAAGUAUAACGUUCAUCACAGUGGCCUCCGUUCUUUCUAUGUUCAAUAUCGUACCCAUGAAAGACGAGGCAGGGAUCGAAAUUCCUGUCAAAGCUGAAUUCACCGUUGAUUCUGGGAUGCUCAGCGUUCCACUGCCAUUCCAAUGCUCCGUCACACCAAGAGACGAGAAGGCUGUCGCGUUGGUCAAGCUGACGGCGGAGAAAGACACAGAGAACGAUUCUGCAUGA